AAAAGCGCAGAUAUUUCUCCAACACAUUUUUUAUAAUUAAUAAUAAACAAAGCUACUUGUUUUUUUUUUCCCCAGCCCUCACUCUAGGUUGCGGUUAUAAACCGUUUUAAAUUUUAGCGUACACCGCAAAGGCGGUUUCACUCUUUCGGGCUUCGGCAGACUUGAACCAUUGACUGACGAUUCGCCCUACCGACGCUACCAAACUACAACAACAACAUUAUGGCAGAAUCCUUUCUCAUGGAGGUGUGUGUGGACUCCGUAGAGUCUGCCGUCAACGCGGAGCAAGGAGGUGCUGGUCGACUUGAGCUGUGUUGUAGUCUUAUGGAGGGAGGCCUCACUCCCAGUCUUGGCCUGCUGCAGAUUGUAAAAAGAUGUGUAAAAAUCCCAGUCUAUGUGAUGAUUCGUCCUCGUGGUGGUGACUUCCUUUACUCAGACCGGGAAGUGGAAGUCAUGAUGAAAGAUGUGGAGGUGAUGAAGGACCACGGGGCUGAUGGAUUUGUGCUGGGAUUCUUGACAGAAGAUGGACAGGUGGAUAAGGAGCUCUGUAUGGAAUUUCUGGCUGCUGCUCGUCCUUUACCCGUCACCUUCCACCGAGCUUUUGACAUGGUCUGUGAUGUAGCUGUUGCCCUGGAGACACUUGUGUCAUUGGGUUUUCAGCGUGUGCUGACCAGCGGCUGUGAUAGCUCUGCAUUGGAGGGACUACCACUAAUUAAGCGCCUGGUAGAGCAAGCUAAGGGUAGAAUUAUCAUCAUGCCAGGUGGUGGCAUCACAGAACGAAAUCUGCAAAGAAUCCUCGAGGGAUCUGGUGCUCAAGAGUUUCACUGCUCUGCUCGUUCCAGUAGAGAUUCUGCCAUGAAAUUUAGGAACAGAAGCGUGGCAAUGGGAGCUUCUCUCACGGCACCAGAGUACAGCCUGAAGGUCGCAGAUGUGAACAAAGUACGCACUUUUAACGCAAUAGCCCGAAAUACCUUGUGAAAUGACACUGAAUAAUUCAUAAGUAAUUACUAAAUCAACAGCGCCAGAGUUAUUUAUUCAUUUUACAAUUCAAGAUAUUGGUCAAAUGAUAAGAAAUAUUUGUCUAUGUUCAUUCAGAUGUUCAUGAAAAAAAAAGCCUGUAUAGUUAAUCUCAAAAUGAGUCAUACACUGGCCUAACAUGGAUAGUGGACCCCAUUUGUUGAGAUAUUCUGGCUGGGAUUGUCACAGAAAAGUGUAAAGCAAUUGAGAGAUGUGUAUAGCAGAAUGGGGAGGCGUUUGUUGUGUUUUGUGCAAGAAAAAAACAAAAAACAAAACUUGUUUACAGAACUUUGUAUUUGUUGGGAAAUCAGCCAAAACUGUGAUCUUACUAAUUUUAGUUCUGAUUAUAACAAAAUUCAUAGUACUUGAAAUAAUUGAAGAUUUCAAUUAAAAGUUUAUAUGUUUCAGCCAUGUGUUGUGC
Corythoichthys intestinalis (scribbled pipefish) is the source of this 1435-nucleotide messenger RNA. RefSeq names its product cutC copper transporter homolog (E. coli) (gene cutc). The coding region runs from base 220 to 975 and encodes 251 amino acids. Gene Ontology annotation, molecular function: copper ion binding. NCBI's taxonomy places the organism in Eukaryota, Metazoa, Chordata, Actinopteri, Syngnathiformes, Syngnathidae. The record is from RefSeq and is a predicted model, not a curated record. The transcript has 9 exons.